UUCGAAACCCUGUAUGAUAAUUAACAGUUCCCACAAAUGGUGAUAGUUUAUGUCUAAAUAAUAAAUUUUCAAGAAACCAUAAACGUAUGAUCCAACAAUAAAAUCACUAAGCUGACAGCGGUUUGUUUACUAUCUGUCAAACUUUUUGACAUUUAUGUCAAUUUUGGGUACGUCAAAUGCCAUAAUUUAUUCGCGCACCGUUUAUAAUUUAUAGUUUAUAUAUCAUUCUGAGCAAAAUAGACGAAACAUUCAAUACUGACCUGUAUUAGCUUAUCGGUAAAAAAACACUUAUCAUUAAAAACGUACAUCUAUGACUGAAAGUGUUGUUUGUUUGUUUUACACGGUAGUCAGUACUGGCCCUUUUGUACAUUCGUAUGGCGCUUAGUAGCAAAAUUCAGCUAAAAUCAGCAUCCACUCUUAUCGCAUCGCUUCACUGCUGCUAGAGUACGAACCCCAGUAUCAGAGGCAAAUUUUUAUUAGAAAAACAACACGCUCCUUCUGCUACCAUCGAAGUCAUCGGCCGGUAACGACAAACUGUGACUGUUCUGACGUAACUGCCGCCUGCCUUUUUGGCCUGUUGGACAGUCGCCUGUGCUUAUGAAAGCGAAAUAAAUAAGUAACAUCACGUCUCCGUUUGCUAAACGAAUUAUUGUUUGAAAAAGAUUUUACCAAAGGUUGGUCCAUUGUUGAUCGUAAUUUUGUUAUUGCGUGCGCCAGAAUUUGUUCCACUCCUCUCCUGGGUCGAAAUAAUUCACCGGACCAAACCUAGCAAAAGUAUUGCACAAGUAUUCAAAUUUAAAUGUGUUUUUUACAUUUUUUUUCUUAUAACCUCCUAGUGAAAGAUAAGUGAAAGUGUGGCACUUAAAAGAAAAAUAAAAAGCUAAUGGAAAGAAAAAAAUCUUUAAUGGUGAAAAGUCUCCAGAACCUCCCUCCGGCGGGUUCGAUUGCAGGAAUAACUCCACGACGAAAGUACCUUCAGCUGCUGGAGGGUUUGUGAAAAAGUUGAGAAUUUUCACCUAAUCUUAUUAUUUCAUUCCGAUAAGCUUUGGUCAGUAAAAGUGUAGAAUGUUUGUGGUUAUCAUCCUGGUGAAAGGUGAUAAAAAAACGAAGACAUUUGUUCUAUUAUUAUUUCCCUUCUUCACAAGCGGCUAUGAUUUAUUGCCCCUUCGAAACGAAACUUGAAAUAUAUCUUUUUCGAUUUAAACAUUGUUCGAAAAACCACUGGAAACAGAUUUGGGAAGUUUAAGAACAUUUCAAAUUGCUUUUGUAUAAACAAAGCUAAGAAUUCUCUAAAAGAUGGGGUGCGUGUGGUGGGUCAAAGUCAUCAGAUCUCUUAUGUUUGCACCAGAAGAACAGUUUAAAUCGUUCAUCAAUUCCAGCUCACGUAGCAGAUGAACAUUAUUCAGUUCUGGUGCUUUGUGGUCAUGCUGUAUAAUUUGCAUAUUGGAGUAUGAAUUAAUCAAUUAUUUAAACGUGUUCAAAACAGAUCAAUUAGACAGCAUCUAUAUAGAGCAAAUGUACCACGAAAACGUGCUCAUCACAUAUUUUGUGAAAUUAUUAAUUGAAAUUAUUUAAGGCAAUACUAAAUUCACAUCAUUCAGCCCUGUCGGAUUCAUAAUUAUGUUCAUAUUACGCUAUAGUGUGUUAAUAAAAUUUAUCAGAAAUAUUAUUAUUAUUUUUUCCAAUCUCGAAAUUAAUUUUGUUUGAUGCAAUGUAACUACAAAACCGUGUAAAACAAGUUAAGUAAAAACUCUCUAAUUCGUCACAUUCUUCCAUCGAUUGAUGAUUGACGUGGCUUUAACUUGUAAUGACAUUAAUUGCGUUUUAAAAUUGCAUUCUCGCUCUCUCUCUUUUUCCCAUUUCUAUAUCUGCUUUAUAGCAACUAGUAACGCCACCAGUUGCAUUCCUUACCGCCAGAUCGAAAAAAACACGAACCGUCGUUGUUUGCAUCCCACCAGACUGAACCAUCAAUCCGAUUGCCUUAUACUGGCUAAUAUUCGAUAAAAAUAGAUUUGUUUGUUCCACCCCUUGUUGUACCACCCGCAACAGCAGCAGCAUCACCACCACCGAUUUUGGGGUGGCGAUUGAGCGAAGAUGUUGUUGUGAACAUUCCAUUCCCGCGCAAAGUAAUGGCGCACUACAGUAACGCAUUGCGAUGCGUGUUCGCGCGUUUGUACGUAAAUCGGGACUUUGAUUUGAUGUCUGUUUUAUCACACUCCACCGACCGUUAUUGUGGAACAUUCGAUACAAUGUUUACCCCGUGUUCGUUCGGGUGGUGGGGGGAAGGAAAACUUCUCUUUCUUUUUUCUUAUUUCCGUAACGAGGCGAUAACAGCGAGUGAAAAUAUUUCAACGAUUGUGUGGAAAAUUGUGUUACACGUGAUAGUUUGAAAAUCGUACUUUAGCUCAAAGAUAAAUCUGUCAGCACUUAACUGCCAUUUCCUUUGCCUCCCCGGGACGAUCGAUCGGUGGUGGAUAAUAAUUGACAGCUUGUUUCAAGAAGGCGUGUGAAGUACCGAAGAUAGUACCGAACAACAACAAAAAAGGAUCCCAGCAAAAAAAAAGCAAGAAAUUUUGUCUGCUGUACUCGGGCGAGUGUUUUUUUCAUCAAAGAGAAGGAACAUCACGUACCGAUCUUCGCAAUCCCGUACACCCUCCAAAAAAGCACCUGGAUCCAUCCGACGGCGGUGAAAAAUUACGAUCCGCUGGGAAAAGCAAACAAAAAGACCUCCCACCCACCGUCUCCGGCAUUACCGGCACCUUGAGGAGUGUGACGCACACUGGAACGCCGAGCCCAGGCAACAAUGUAAAUGUCGAAUAACAUCACGUACCUUUUGCCCGGAUUCAUAGCCAAUUGCUGCGCGUGAUUGAUGCUAGCUCGGUGGUACGGUAGAACGAUGAGGCCAAGGAGUGCCGCAACACCGAACCUAUUAAAAGAAACAAAUUACAUACGAGCGGAUACACCCGAUCGAGAAGAUACGGCGCAACAAAACAUCACACUUUAGCUAAGUGUGUAUUGGAAGUGUUGAAUCCACUAGCGUAGAAACUCUAGAACCACGCACUUGCACAUCACAAACGGGUGAGAGAGGAAGGUGAUUUGAAAACUCUGUGCCUCUCACAAUCGGACCACAACCGUUCAGUGAUACGGCGUAUCCACUUGCCUUCCCGUUUGUAUCGGAGGUGGAUAUUGUAAUAGGAGGAGGUGACGUCGCGCUAAGCGAGGUCAAUCCUCAUCAUGAAAGCAUCGGAAUCCACGAUAAAGCUAUGGAGUGCCACAUCGUCACCAUCGGCCAGUACCGAACACCUUUACCCACACAGUCCAGAGUUAGUGCCCGGUACGCACUGGGUGCACGUAGGUGGAGCGGACGGUGGCAGUGCACACGGUUCGACAUCGCAUCGACAGACCGGCGAUCAGCAGCACCCGCAGACGACGGUUGGUUCGGACACGACCGGUGGCACACGGACGCAGUCGGCGAACGAACACAUCACACUAAAUCUUGCCGGCUGUUCAGCUGAUCUCCGGAGUAUGAAGUGUGCAGUUAAUGGUAGUGGACGACCACGAGCCAGCAGGUCGUCAGAUCAGCAGCAGAGUUCUGGUGCGGGCGCGGACGCUACCUACGGAGUCAGUGUCGCACCAUCGAGCGCUGCGUACGGUUUAGCUAGUGUAAAUAGCAAUCACGGUGUUGGGCUGCCGGCCGGUACGAGUAGUGCGAGUAGCCGCAGCCGACACAGCGGUUACAGUGCCAGUAGCUACAGUAACGGAAGCAUCGCCGGCUUCAACAUCAACGGUAGCGGUGGUGAGCGAAGUGCCUGUCUGCCAGUAAUUUCCUGCUGCUACGUCGGCAAGAUGCGCAUGUUCGUGAUCCUGCUUGCCGUAUCCUGCAUCACCGUGUUCGGAUUUGCACACUAUAUGGAUAGUUCGCCGAUUACUAGUCUUAUGCAUCGUGAUGCAAGGCCACCGGCGCCACAGAUUCACUGCCGGAUGCUGAACGGGAAAACCGCAAUCGAUGGUGCGCUUACGCCGGACCACCGGUCCGAGGCACGGUUGCGCAUCGAUCCGAAGGUGCUGGUCUUUGUCGAGACGACCUACACACAGCUGGGCAAGAGCAUCACCGAGCUGCUCGUGCACAAUCGCAUCAAGUACAAAGUAGAGGUAGCCGGCAAAAGUCUCCCGGUACUGACGAAUCAGGAUAAGGGCCGUUAUGGCGUGAUUGUGUUCGAAAAUUUAGACAAAUAUCUCAACAUGGACAACUGGAACCGGCAGCUGCUGGACAAAUACUGUCGGGAUUAUUCGGUCGGCAUCAUUGGCUUCGUGAGUCCGAGCGAGGAAACGCUGGUCGGUGCCCAGUUGCGUGGUUUUCCGCUGUACGUGCACACGAAUCUGCGGUUACGGGAUGCGAGCUUGAAUCCUGGUUCACCCAUCCUUCGGCUAACGCGUGCCGGCGAUACUGCGUGGGGUCCACUGCCUGGCAACGAUUGGGCAAUAUUUCAGCACAAUCACAGCGGAUACGAACCGCUCGAGUGGGCCCAGAAGAACGUGAUGGACUACCCGACGGACGGUGUUGCCCAGCCCCCGUUAGCUACUGUGCUGCAGGACCAUGGACAGGUGGAUGGCAUCCAGCGAAUAUUGUUCGGUUCGGGAUUGAAAUUUUGGCUGCAUCGAUUGCUGUUUCUUGAUUCACUUUCCUAUUUGAGCCAUGGACAGCUGAGCCUGAACUUGGACCGGCGUAUCCUGAUUGACAUCGACGAUAUCUUCGUUGGCGAAAAGGGAACUCGACUGAAGCCGGACGAUGUGCAUGCGUUGAUUGCAACCCAGAACCGCAUCGGUGAGAUGGUUCCUGGUUUUCGGUUUAAUUUGGGUUUCUCCGGAAAGUACUUCCAUCAUGGGACGCACGAAGAAAAUUUGGGCGAUGACAUGCUCCUUCGUAAUGUGGCCCAAUUUAACUGGUUCUCGCACAUGUGGAACCAUCAGCAACCGCAUCUGUACGACAAUGUGACACAACUCAUGAACGACAUGAUGCUGAACAAAGACUUCGCCAAGGAGCACGGUAUACCGACCGAUUCGGGAUAUUCCGUUUCGCCGCAUCAUUCGGGUGUGUAUCCUGCACACGAGCUGCUCUACACCGCCUGGAAGAAGGUUUGGAACAUUAAGGUCACCUCGACCGAAGAGUAUCCCCAUCUUCGACCGGCGCGGUUACGCCGUGGUUUCAUUCACCGUAACAUUAUGGUAUUGCCCCGGCAAACUUGUGGUCUGUUUACGCACACGAUCUGCAUCGAUAGCUAUCCCGGUGGGCGCGAUAAGCUGGACGAAUCGAUCCGCGGUGGGGAACUGUUUCAAACCAUCGUGUACAAUCCGAUCAACAUCUUCAUGACGCACAUGUCCAACUAUGGCAACGAUCGGUUAGCACUGUACACGUUCGAGUCCGUUAUUAAAUUUCUGCGCUGUUGGACCAACCUGAAGCUAACGUCCGUACCGCCGCUACAGCUUGGCGAGCUAUACUUUAAGCUGCACCCGGAAGAACGUGAUCCAAUCUGGGGCAAUCCGGCGGAUGAUCCACGGCAUGCGAAAAUCUGGGCUGGUAACAAGCGACGCACCACACUACCGAAGCUGCUAGGGCUCGGACCACAGAAAACGGGCUCGACAGCGUUCUAUACGUUUCUGAGCAUGCAUCCGGCGGUCGCGAGCAAUCUGCCCAACUCGGACACGUUUGAAGAGAUUCAAUUUUUCAACGGAAAUAACUAUUACCGGGGAUUAGAUUGGUAUUUGAACUUUUUCCCACUGCAACCGAACGAUACGGACGAUAAGUUUAUGUUUGAAAAGUCGGCCACUUACUUCGAUGGGGAGCUGGUACCGAAACGUGCCCAUGCACUGUUACCGAAAGCACAGCUGGUAACUAUACUGAUAUCGCCCGCGAAACGAGCCUAUUCUUGGUAUCAGCAUAUCAAAGCGCACGGUGAUCCGAUUGCGAAUAACUACAGCUUCUAUCAGGUCAUAACUGCCUCAGAUGCGGAACCGAAAGCAUUGCGUGAUCUGCGCAACCGUUGCCUCAAUCCGGGCAAGUACGCGCAACAUCUUGAACGAUGGCUCGCGUGUUAUCCACAGCAGCAGCUGUACAUUAUCGAUGGCGAGCAGCUAAAGUCGAACCCGGUGACGGUGAUGAAUGAUUUGCAGCGUUUCCUAAAGCUACCACCGUACGAUUACAGCCGACAUUUGCGCUUCGACAAUAAGAAGGGUUUCUACUGCCAGGUGGUGUCCGAUAAUCGUAACAAAUGUCUCGGCAAAUCGAAAGGUCGCCAGUAUCCACCGAUGGACGAUCGGAGCGCCAAAAUGCUCCAAAAAUACUAUCGCAUCCACAAUCAGGCACUGGUGAAGCUGUUGAAGAAAUUAGGCUCACGUCCAAUUCCCCAAUGGCUGAAGGAGGAUCUAUCGGUGACAUCUUAACGAACGUGAUGAUGCCGCCGUUGAUGCCUAAAAGAACGCAUAAAGCGUUUUGUGUAUUCCACUACUUUACCUAACACGACCGUUGCGUUGGAUUGUGUGCGGGUAGAAUGCGGGUAAAUGAGUGUGUAAGGCAGCAGCAUUAGUUAAGCAUAUAUAUUAACUGUACAGCUUGUAAAAAAGUGUCACGUGGAUGUUGGUAUCCAGAAACGAGAUGCACUAAUGCGUAAGGUUUUAAGCUAGACGUUAGGCCAGAUUUAGUCAGUCAGUCAGAUAUUUCCCCGCUGUCCAUGAACCGCUGUGAUGUGAGAAGUGUGUAUCAUAUUUUUGCUAGUAUUACGUGGGUUCCUUCGUGUUAUGCGUUGUGUCGUGCGCAACUGUGUAAGUUAAGUUCUUUUAGCCAUAAUGCUCUGGCAGGGUAUUUCUGGUAUUAUGUUAUUGGAAUGUUUCAACUACAUUGUCUUACAAUGCAAUGUGUUCAAGUGAGCAAACAUUAACGUAAGCUUCAGUUUAGACGAUCCAUUCCGUUGGAGAUAUAUUUCCAUCGUUGGAAGUCAAAGGAUCAAUUAUCUUAAGAAAGAUACCUCAGGGUCCGUUCUUACUUUGGCAGCAAACAGCAACUCAUUUGCAGCUAAAUUUUUGGGAGCUAGUGAUUAUUAAAUUAUUUAAGUCGUUUAUUAUGUGGCGCUAUUCAUUGUCUUGUGAACAUUCAUACGAUAUGUUUGAUCGUAUCUUAAGUACUGUUUUAAAACAAUGUUUAGUCGGUCACGACAGUUCUGCUGCUACUGCAGUAUAUGGUGGAACUGAUCUGCUUUUGAAUGAAGUGAGUAAAUUUGGUAAAUUCAAGAGUACCCGAUGUAGCCAUCGAGCCAUACCUAUGUAAGUGAUAUUAUUAUUUCCUUUCUUUAUUUUUAUUUUGCUCAUCUAACUCCACUCGUUAGUACAACAUUAAAAGAAGGGGUUAAGCGACGACUAACAUGUAAUUAAUUCGAUGGCCACUCGUCAUUUAACAAGUGUUUAAUUUAAACGUAAAGCAAAACAAAACAUAAAUGCUCGAUAUUUUAAAAAGCUGACUGGACAGGAAGGGGUAUGUCUGAUGCGAAAAGGAACAAAAAAUAACACACACAAAAAAACGCCAGUACUUACAACGGAAAACUGGUUGUACGUUGCCUUCAGUUUUGUUUUCAUAGUUUUACACACAAGGUACUUAACGAUUUAAUUUUAAACUCAUGAAACGAACGAAAGUGUAACAGGGCAAUACAACCAGAUAAAGGCGUUGUUUAGGUUCGCAGCUUUUUUCAGCAGUGUAAAGAAAGUAUGCUUUAAUGCGAAAGUUUAACAACAACAAAAGUUAUCAAUUACUGUUUCGUGCAGCGAAAACGAAUAAAUGUAGGAUAUUAAGAAACAAACCAAAAAAAAACAAAACA
Anopheles funestus (African malaria mosquito) is the source of this 7865-nucleotide messenger RNA. It is a transcript of the gene sfl, whose product is annotated as bifunctional heparan sulfate N-deacetylase/N-sulfotransferase. Gene Ontology annotation, molecular function: heparan sulfate N-sulfotransferase activity; deacetylase activity. Lineage: Eukaryota; Metazoa; Arthropoda; Insecta; Diptera; Culicidae. Gene Ontology annotation, cellular component: Golgi apparatus. The record is from RefSeq and is a predicted model, not a curated record. Bases 3235 to 6441 code for a protein of 1068 amino acids. The transcript is spliced from 8 exons.